This is a messenger RNA of Limulus polyphemus (Atlantic horseshoe crab), 4413 nucleotides long. RefSeq lists its product as uncharacterized. NCBI's taxonomy places the organism in Eukaryota, Metazoa, Arthropoda, Merostomata, Xiphosura, Limulidae. The transcript is spliced from 4 exons. The coding region runs from base 667 to 1089 and encodes 140 amino acids. The record is from RefSeq and is a predicted model, not a curated record.
UUGAGUAUUUAUUUUCAGGCUAUAAGUAUAAAUACAGUGGUUAAGACUAGUGUAGGAGUUAAGCGUUCACAGUUUGUUGGGUAUAAUGGGUGCAAUGAGUGGGUUUUAUUUGAGAACUUGGGACUGACAUGUACUUUUAAAUUUAAGGAAGCUAGUAUUAGUAAUAAAGAUGUGCAAUGUUUAUGUAUAGUUUGUAGGUUGAAGGCUAUCCUAAUUUGAACAGGAUGGAACAGCUGAGAUGGACCAACAGGGCCCAUGUUGUCCCAAACGUUAUGACAUGUUGUUUUUUGUAUUACCAAAUUUCUAUUAUUAAAAUUUUAAACUUUUGAUUGUUCUUUUUGUUUCCAACUCAUCUUCCAAAUCCAAAGAAACUCAAGUCCGCAUUUCAGGUGUUGAUGGCCAAGCCAAAUGCAGUAUUUCCUUAUGUGAAAACUACCAGGUAAACAUAACUAUUAAGAAACACAAAGAGCAACAAAACAAUUUUUUUUCACUAAAUCAUAGAUUGGAGAAGAAAGAACAAGGGCGAACUCAAGUUUUAUGACAGCAAAUAACAGAAAGUUAUAUUCCUAGCACAAAAGUUAAUAAAGCAUUUAAUUAAAGUUUUCCUGCCAAAUCAACUCUAGAAGAAUCUGAAAAAGAAAAGAAAGUUAAAACUCCUCCAUUGGGAUGCUUGAAACUCGAGUACCUUUCAAAGAGUUCAAUAAAGAAGAAAUUGUCAGGAGAAACAGCCUAAAAGUUGUAAGAGUCACUGCAAGCUUUUUACAACUAAGAAGGAGAGAAGAAAGCAUGUAUGCAGAGUCGUAUUACAAGUGGUAUUCUAAUUUACUGGCUGAGAUUGCAUCAGAAAAAGAAUUUAGAAAUCAUCAACACCAACUUCAUAUAUUUGAGGAAAUACAGUGCAGAUUUCAGAAACUUCUAAAACUGUCACUAAACACCAAGAAAGCAUAUCGGCAAGAGCAGAUUUGGGAUGCUCACAUGAUGGCCCAAGAAGCCAUCAAUGCAGGAAUCCGGGAAAGCCCAGAUGUACAAGAGCUGCCACACCCCAAUAACAAAACUACUGGCAAAACAAAGAAGAAGAAGAAAAAGUAACUUCACCUGUGUAAUCAAUAUUGACAUUUCAGUCUACUUCAAAUUAACAAAAAGCAGCACUAGUUGAAGUUUAUAUAUAUAAAGUCACUGUUUUCUUUAGAUCAACUAGAUAAAGGACUCCCACUACAAGGUGUCUUCUCAGAGUCAAAAUCGAAUAAACAUUAUAACAUAAGGAACUUUUUCAUACAGAAAGUAUUGGGUUUAUUCAUUACUUUCCUGUGUUCUUUUAUAGUUUGACAUGCAGUGGUAUUGGGAUUAUUGGGUUUAUGUUUUAAAGUGCUUUUGGACUAUUAGAUUGACAUGCAUGUUUUAUGUACAUACACAAAAAAUAUAUAUUUUAAAAAGCACAGAAGAUGCAAGUUGUGUAAGUUAGAAAAAACACUAGAUAUAAUGGUAAUAAAUUGUAGGAAACCUUUAAUUUGACACAACAUUUUGAGCCUAAACCUUUCUGCAGAUGAUGUCUGUUAAAGUCAUAUAUACUGACACAUUCGAAUAUUAUUAAAAAAUGUAACAAUAGGAGAACAUGAGAAGUAUUUACAACAAUACUGUUGAACCCAUUGUUGUAAAGAAAUAAUGUAAGUGAAAGAGAAGUAGAAGGAAAAGGUGUAAAGAAAUAUAAACCUGAUAUGUGUUGUGUAAUAGUGGGAAAAAAGAACUUGGUUUUGGUCCAACUAAAAAUAAAGCUGAUGAAUUUAUAUCAAUUGAAAACGUUGAACAAUUCUUCAGAAGGAUUUGCCUGCAGGUUCAUUUCAACAAGUCAGCACCUGAUAUACUCCCUGGUGGUCAAAUCUAUUCAGAUACAAAGGUUUGCACCCAGUCUGAUUCUCCAACAACUUCUGCAUUUGAUAACAGCAGAGACAUAUCCUUCAUGUUGACCCAACUUAAUAAGAAACCAAGCAAAUGGAUGCCAUCAUUGGGAAAAUGUUCUGUAGUAGAUUAUUUCAUUUCCAGUUGUUGCAAACAAGUAUAUAAUAUUGACUACUUCAUUUUAUCACCAUCAGACAACCUAUCUAAGGAGGAACAUCAAGUCAUCUCUAACUUAAAAUCAAGAUGUGACUUUGUAAUAAAACCUACUGAUAAAGGAGGCACUACUGUAGUCUAGAACUCUGAACCCUACAUAACUGAAGCUUAUCCAACACCUCUUCUUACCAACCUGUUACUAGUCAUGAUCCUCUUCGUAGUAUACAAAUCCAAUGAACUGACACCAUAAACAGAGUAAUCAAUUAAACAAGUUUUCCAGCUGAUGGACAUAAUCUUAUUCAAUCAUGUCCUAGGAUGUCCAUUUUUUACCUAAUACCAAAAAUCCAUAAACCUGAGACUCCAGGAAGACACAUAAUUUCUGCUUGCAACUCUCCACAGAACUGAUCUCUAAUUGUUUUGAUAAAAUUAUUUUUCCCAUCUUGCAAAACUUUCCUUCCCAUGCUAGAGACACAACACAUACUUUUCAGUCAAUUAACAAUUUUAAUAUCCAUACAAACUAUUCUGUCAUAAUCUUCACAGGUGACAUAACAUCUCUUAUUCCUCACACUGAGAGUUUACAGGCCCUAAAGUUCUUCCUUGACAGAUGAGAUACACUUGUACGUUCUACUGAUACCAUUUUACAGCUUACUGAACUUGUACUAAGUCUGAAUAUAUUUAUGUUUAAUGACUUUGUUUAUAAACAAUUAUGUUGUGUUACUAUGGAAACCAGGAUGGGACCUUCAUAAGCAAACCUGGUAAUUGGCUAUAUGGAAACUCAGUUUUUUUCCCCCACUUUAAAUGAAAAAUUCCGAAUUUGUAUGCCAGGUAUGUUAAUGACAUUAUUGGCUUAUUAAUUGGCAAUAGCACUGAACAUAACUUUAUUCAUUCUCUUUCAGCCUUUAAUCCUUCUUUAAGCUUUACCUGGCACAUUUCUUCCUGCUGUCUUGUCAUUUCUGGACAUAUAAGUUAUCAUUGAUAACAACAAAGUGUCCACUACUGUUAAUUAUAAACACAUGGAUUCUCAUUCUCACUUAUAAUUGGAUUUGUUUCAUCCCUCCCACCACUUUACGUUCAAAUCCUUACUCACAGUUCGUGUGUUUACAUCACAUAUGUAGUGAUGAUGAUUUCAUCUCCAAGUCUGAAGAAAUGAAUGACUUCUUUUCCUCUCAAGGCUAUCCUAAAAAAAUCUUAUGAAAAGCUUUCUUUAAAGCUAAUUAUAAACCUUCUAAGAAUACUCUUGAGGCAUUGUCGCAAAGACGAUACAUAACAAGCUUACUUUAACCAUUUUUUAUCACUCAUUUGUGUCCCUUCAAAUCACCAAAACUAUCAAGGACAACUUUCACAUACUUCAAACUAAUACUGACACUAAGUGUAUUUUCAAUGAACAUACUGUUAAUUACUUUUAGAUGCAAUCAAUCCUUUUGGAACACCCCUAUUCCUGCUAACUUUACUCAACCUGAUACUCUUUCUGGUUCUUUCACCUGCAACCAACCAUAUUGUAUAAUGUUUCAACACAUUGUUAAUCGAAUUUCAGUGACAUUUACCAAAAAAUCGUUUUUACAUUACAAAUACUUUAAUAUACUGCAUUGUUUGUGACCUUGCUGUAUGUUGGUGAGACUAGUCACAAAUGACACGUAUUAAAUCGCAACCUUGACUUAUCAAUUUCAAGACACUUUUCAGAUAACAAACACGACUUGUCACAUCUCAGAUUUAUUAUUCUAAGAUCUACACCAACAAACUAUUAUUUAUGUGAAUAACACCUUAUUUAUACUCUUCGUAUGAUUUUUCCACUUGGUUUAAAUGAGAAAUUUUUUUUUGUAACUUUACUUUUGAUAUCUUCCGACUUUUCCUACUAUUACCCCCUCACAUAUCAGCUUUAUAUUUCUUUACGUAUUUUCCUUCUGCUUCUUUUUCACUUACAACAACUGAUUCACGGAUAUUGUUACAUCACACUUCUAACCAUGCUUUGCACUUUCUCGUAUUGUUACAUUUUAUAGUAAUAUUCAAAUGUAUUCUGUAUAUACUACUUUAGCAGACAUCACCUGAAGAAGGGCUUAGGCUCAAAAUGUUUGGCAAAUUAAAGUUUUCCUAGGUUUUAUUACCAUUCUAUAUAGUGUUUUGUUUCUUUAUUAUACAUGUUUUACAGUACCAUUGGGACUGUUUGAGAUUAAAAUCCAUGUUUUAGAGUGCUAGUAGGGCUGCAUGAUUGACAUCCACACAUUAGAGUGCCUUUAGGAAUGUUUAAGCUUCUUAAGAUUUUCAAACUCUAGACCAUCCAGUUUAUUAACUACUUAUUUAAUGUUAUAUUUUCAUGUGUCAGAGUUUUGUAUCAGCACCUAAUGGAGAUAAAAUUUUACUCUUUUA